Messenger RNA from Acanthoscelides obtectus, 1781 nucleotides. NCBI's taxonomy places the organism in Eukaryota, Metazoa, Arthropoda, Insecta, Coleoptera, Chrysomelidae. The record is from the annotation of a GenBank genome assembly.
GUAAGUCGGUGGUCACGAUUUUCGCGUUAAGCGGAUCUUAUAUAUAGAGACAAAACCUUAACAAUAAAUCAAAAUCAAAACCGGAAUGAAGUCGGGCACUGUUGUGAUUUUGUGCUUUCUUUUGGUGAUUGAGAGGUGCGGGGGUGAUAUUAGUGAAAGGGGGUAUGUUUACCCGCAGCCUGUUCCACCAGUACAGUUUGAUGAGCCUACUGACGUCUAUCUCCCUCCAGUGAUCCAAGACUUCCCGCCACCCUUAGACGAUACCCCCCAAUUCAUCAACCCCCCAGACAACAGCUACCUUCCCCCAGUUCUUUACCCGCCACUAGACAACCCCCCUCUCCAAGACGAACUUCCUCCUUCCCCACCAUCUUUAUACCAAGCACCUCCUCCCACUAUGAAAAUCCUAAACAUGUCCUGCACCUUGGACACCUCCUUCAAGACCUUGGUCAAGAUCGAUUCUAAGACCGGUGUCCAACCGGUGAUGGAUGGGAAAGAUGGGUGUAUCACCAGGACAUCUUCGCCUGCGGUGUAUGCGAUAGAGAUAGAGGAUGUGAGAAGGAUGAAUGAGUGUGGAGUAAGAAGAUGUGUCCUUGGAGUUACCAAUAAGGCCAAUAUGUGUGCAACAUUAAGGCUACCAACCAUUAAAGGAAUUAGGUUACCCGAGGAUGUUACCAUGACGUUGCAGUGUGCCCCUAGGGAUAGUAUAGUGUCUCAUACGAAGCAUAUACGACUAGGGCCAACGACUAUUACCAAGGGUAGAUCAACAAAAAGUAGUAUAGUAGCAAGCGGUGGAGGCCAGUAUAACUUUGACAGUCAAAUUUUUCUUUUGAGAAAGUCCCCUGGCAGUAACAACUUCGAUCAGCUCUUACAGACGGGCAGUGUGGUACAGUUAGGGGAAGAAAUGUUGUUGAGGACUAAGAUCCAGGACGGAGAUGAAUUUUAUUCAACGUGCACCCUUUGUAACAUCUGGAACAUGUGCAGCAUACAUUAUUUGUCAACCAAGUAAACUCUGGUGGGCACCUGGUUAAGCAGAGUCGAUUGUAAAACACCGAAUUGUGGUCGUUGAACAAAAAUAUAGAGUCGCUCAAUCUUAUGGUUAGCAUCCGCACAGGCCUUAGCGAUAUCGACAAAAACGGCGAAUGGUGGCUUAGCCGCCCACUAUUACUAACAUAUGUUUUGAAAAUAUUAGGGAGGGUGGAAAUACAGCAGAAUGGGUCCAGUCAUAAUAAGAAAUGAGAAAAGCAAAAAACACGUCACCCUGGUAGAGGAGAACGGAUGUCGCAGUCCAGGAAUAAGAAGUAUCUGUCCUUUUCAUCCCAAACAACUGCACCCGCUGGACAACAUUUUGUACUUCAGAGCCUUUCUGUUUGAUGACUCUGUCAAAGGAGACGAUAUGGUGUUGUCUGUACGGAUGACAGGAUGUCUCCAUGCCCAGGAUUGUUUUAGGAAUAAUAUUUGCGAAGAAUCAAACUUCAGUCCACCACACAGAUCGAAGCGGGAUAUCAACGAAAAAUCUAACGAAACAACAAAAUGGGAGUCGGUGUUACAAUUCAAAGUCGUGAUGUCCCCUCAAGAUAUUACAAAAUCUCCAUUGGACCCAUACAAAAUUAAUGAAAGUCAGUACUCAUUGUCAAGCAUCGUUGUGAUAGUAUUAUUAAUGGUAUUGUUAAUGCUGAUAUUAUUUCUCACUUUAAUUUUAUCAUUUAAAUUGUACUUUAGACAUCUCAAUUGAUAAUAUGUAUAUUAAGUUGCCAUUUCGUUUACUUGUUGAAAAAAAAAUA